Cherax quadricarinatus is the source of this 7798-nucleotide messenger RNA. The record is from RefSeq and is a predicted model, not a curated record. NCBI's taxonomy places the organism in Eukaryota, Metazoa, Arthropoda, Malacostraca, Decapoda, Parastacidae.
AUGAUGAGGAAAAGAGAAGUCCAGAAGAAAAUGUUAAAAGAGCUGAAUUUCCAGACUGAAGAGACUCCAAGAGUUAAAGAGAAUGAGGAAGAAGAUCCUGCAGAGAAACAAGUAACACUUCAACAGUUACGUGGGCAGUUUCAUGUUGCUCCUAAACUUGCAGACAUUGUUAUUGAAGAUGACCGUGAUGUAGGGGAUAAAGCCAAAAGGGAGCACACUAAACCCGUAUGGGCCAUAUGGUAUCUGUGGUAUGAGAGGCACUCAGGUUCAAGCCAAGCAAGGGAAAGAAAACUCCAGUUCCGUGGAUCAACAGCUCACCAGCAUCAAGAGACACCUACACACGGUCUCUCAGGCCAGGAUGUACCGGAGGAAAACCCUGAUAACCUGAGAGUAACUGACGCUGACGCCACUGACGCUGUACUCACAUGGAUUCCUGUUGACGAGGACUCUGUCAACGGACUCCUCUUAGGCUACAAGGUUGAGUACUGGGUGGAUGACGACGGUGCCGACGAUGACGACGACGACCACGACCACGACCAAGUGCUAACGACAGGACCAGUGGGUCGAGCUGAACUGACGGGUCUGCAGCCCUUCACAAAUUACCGUGCCCGCGUCAGUGUUGUCAACUCUGCCUUCACCGGACCAGCAUCCUCCAUUAUUACCUUCAAGACUGCUGAAGGAGAGUCAGGACCAGUGUCUAAUCUGAAGGCGAGGCAGCUGGGAGACGACAACGUGCUGGUGGACUGGGGAGAGCCCGAGGAGCCACACGGUGUAGUAAGAGGCUACCAGGUUCACUACACCACUGUGAGCGAGGACGGUCAAGAGGGAACCCUCACUGAGUACGCUGAGAAACUUGACCCCUCCGUCACCAUGGUCAAGCUCUCGGAACUGGAAGAGGGAGCCACCUACAGGGUCACUGUUGCUGCUGUUAACGGCGCCGGGGAUGGUGAAGGGUUGUCUGUGGACGUAGAUCUGAAGCCAGGAGAGCCAAUGGUGCCAGCAGUGCCAGUGUUCACUUGGUCCAUCUUCAAGGAAAGUGAAGAGCAAGAAGGCACUGACAGGGAUGCUGACGGCGACGUAGAUGACGACGACGUCAGAAACUUGAACGUCAUCAUCGGCGAUACUGAUAGCGAUGGUGACGUCGACAGGGAUGAUGUCCUCGAUACUGACAAUGACGGGGAUAUCGACGAGGAUGACGUCAAUGUUGCUGACAUCAAUAAUGAUGGGACUGUAGACGAGAAGGACGUGGCUGCUGCUGACGUGGACGACGACGGUGAUGUUGACAUAGCUGACAUCGGCGACGAAGAUGGCGACGGUGACUUCGACGCUUCCGACGUACUCUCCGCUGACGAAGAUGGUGACGGCGAUAUUGACGCUUCAGACGAUGACGAGGAGAACACAUUGUUGGAGGAUCGUGACGGAGAUGGUGACGUUGACCAGGACGACGUCGUUGACAUCAAUCAUGACGGCAUUGUAGACGAGGAAGACUUCAAAGCCGCAGACGUCGACAACGACGGUGACAUCGACGAGGAUGACGUGAAAGCCGCCGACAAGGAUGGUGACGGUGAUAUCGACGCGGCCGACUUGACAGAUUUAGACGGUGAUGGAAAGGUUGACGGAGACGACUUAGAGGUUGUGGACAGGGACGGGGACGGUGACGUGGACGCCAGGGACUACGCCCUAAGACGUACCUUCCUCACUGACGUCGACAAAGAUGGCGAUGUCGACGAACACGACUUACUCGACGCCGACAAUGACGGCGACAUUGACGCCGACGACCAUUCCAUCGCCGACAUUGAUAACGACGGCGACGUUGAUGCUGACGACGUGGAAGCCGCCGACAGGGACGGCGACGGAGACGUCGACGCUGCUGACAUCGGAGACGAAGAUGGUGAUGGAGAUAUUGAUGGCCACGACGUACUGAAAGCUGACGAGGACGGUGACGGUGACAUCGACGCUAGUGACGACAAUGAGGAAGACUCCCUCCUCGAGGACCGUGACGGCGACGGCGACAUCGACCGUGACGACGUCACUGACCUCGACGCAGACGGUGACAUUGACGCUGAGGACUUCGCUGCCGCGGACAUCGACGACGAUGGCGACGUCGACGCUGAUGAUGUCAAGGUGGCUGACAGAGAUGGUGAUGGUGAUGUCGACGCGGCUGAUAUCACUGACCUGGAUGGUGAUGGCAGAGUGGAUGGUGAUGACCUGGAAAUAGAAGACCGUGAUGGUGAUGGCGAUAUUGAUGCCAAGGACUUCACCUUCAGGAAGACGCUGCUGGCUGAUACAGACGACGACGGUGACGUAGAUCAGGAUGACGUCCUUGACGUCGACGGCGAUGGUGACAUCGAUGAUACAGACAUCGAAGCUGCAGACAUUGAUGACGACGGCGAUGUUGACAUCGAUGACGUCAGACAAGGUGACAAAGAUGGUGAUAAUGACGUCGAUGCCUCCGACGUACGUGACAUCGAUGGUGAUGGCUUCAUUGACGAAGAUGACCUCGAUGUUAAGGACAAAGACGGUGAUGGUGACAUCGACGCCGCUGACUUCGAUCUGAGGAAGACCAUUCUCGCGGACACAGACAAGGACGGUGACGUCGACCGUGAUGACGUCCUCGACACUGAUGCUGAUGGUGACAUUGACCAGGAGGAUAUUGAUGUAGCUGACAUCGAUAAUGACGGCGACGUGGACAUGAAUGACGUACUCGCUGCUGACAGGGACCACGACGGAGACAUCGACGCGGCUGACAUCGGAGACGAGGAUGGUGACGGAGACAUCGAUGGAGAUGAUGUCAUCGCUGCUGAUGAGGAUGGUGACGGUGACAUCGACGCCUCCGAUGAUGACGGAGAAAGUGUCCUCCUCUCAGACGCAGAUGGCGACGGUGAUAUCGACCGACACGACGUCACUGACCUCGACGGUGAUGGAGACAUCGACGAAAGUGACGUCGAAGCGGCUGAUGUUGACAAUGACGGUGACGUCGAUGCUGACGACUUAAGAGCAGCCGACAGAGACGGGGACAAGGAUGUCGACGCUGCUGACAUAGUCGACGUCGAUGGUGAUGGUGACGUCGACGGUAAGGAUCUCAUUGCUUCUGACAAAGAUGGCGACGGCGAUAUUGACUCGACGGACAUCAAAAAUCUUGACGUCUUUCUCAAGGAUACCGACGGUGACGGUGACGUCGACAAAGACGACGUACUCGACACCGAUCACGACGGCGACAUCGACGAGGAAGACGUUUCAGUCGCGGACAUCGACAACGACGGCGACGUUGACUCUGACGACGUAAUAGCCGCUGAUCGUGACGGUGACGGUGACGUUGACUUCAAAGACAUCGGCGACGAAGACGGAGACGGUGACAUCGACGGAAGUGACAUUCUGGCUGCUGAUAAAGACGGUGACGGUGACAUCGACGCGGCAGACGAGGGACGUGGGGUGGACAUCCGCAUUAACUGGAAACCUAAGUUUGAACAGCAUCCAGGAGUGGAGUUCUACGUCCAACACAGGGUUCAAGGCACAGAGCACUGGAAGGCCUCUCCCGUGGAGAGAGACAGCCUCGACCAGACCAUCUCUGGCAUGGACCCCCGUCGAGCCUACGAAAUCAGGAUGGUGGCCAAGGAUGGACCCUACGAGACGCCUUCUGACAUUAUCCUCAUCCCACCCUCAGAAGCAAUGCCAGCAGAAGCUACAGUAGCCACUGCGACCUCUGGAAACAUUGAGUGUCUGUACCAUGGACUCAAGAACGCACCUUCAUCGGAGGAACUCUCCCAUUUUGAACAGGGCGGAGGGUUGACAGCCAUAACACAAUGUGAGGAUGUGGAGACUGACGAGGGUGGCUCAGUCUACUGUAAUGUACGCUUAUCAAAAACACAAGCUGAACAACUAGAUCCUUCCUCACUGUCUCCUGACGAAGGGGACGACAUAACCCAGGCUCCUCCUCACCACCAUAUCGAUCGCAUCGAGUUUACACCCACAGCGGACAAUGACGCAGCUGAAAUACUUGACGGAUAUGAAGAGGCCGGUGGUAGCCACGUCCAGAACACCAGCAGGAGACGUGCUGGCUUUAAUGGAGGCUACACCAUGGUCGUAGAUAGCAACUCCAGUGAUCAGGACUACGAUUAUAUCUACACCUCCGAAGACCACUACCCGACCGGCAUAGACGGAACCACCCUCUUAGAUUACUGGCAGCCCGAGUCUCAGCCAGAACCCGAACCCGAACCUGAACUCGAACCAGAACCCGAGUUUGAACCCGAACCUGAACUCGAACCAGAACCCGAACCUGAACCCGAACCUGAACUUGAACCAGAACCCGAGUUUGAACCCGAACUUGAACUCGAACCAGAACCCGAACCUGAACCCGAACCUGAACUCGAACCAGAACCCGAGUUUGAACCCGAACCUGAACUCGAACCAGAACCCGAGUUUGAACCCGAACCUGAACUCGAACCAGAACCCGAGUUUGAACCCGAACCUGAACUCGAACCAGAACCCGAAACUGAACCCGAACCUGAACUCGAACCAGAACCCGAGUUUGAACCCGAACCUGAACUCGAACCAGAACCCGAAACUGAACCCGAACUAAAACCCGAGUUUAAACCCGAGCCUGAACCUGAAACCGAUCUCAAAUUCGAAUACAAGCCUGAGCUCAAGUUCAAACCUGAGUCUGAAACCAAGUUCGAACCUGAAACCGAACACAUCGCCGGUGACGAUGACGCUCCUGUAGAAAGUCCAGAUGGUGACACUCCAGUAGAAAGUCCUGAUGGUGACGCUCCAGUAGAAAGUCCUGAUGGUGACGCUCCAGUAGAAAGUCCUGAUGGUGACGCUCCAGGAGAAAGUCCUGAUGGUGACGCUCCAGUAGAAAGUCCUGAUGGUGACGCUCCAGGAGAAAGUCCUGAUGGUGACGCUCCAGAAGAAAGUCCAGAUGGUGACACUCCAGUAGAAAGUCCUGAUGGUGACGCUCCAGUAGAAAGCCCUGAUGGUGACGCUCCAGGAGAAAGUCCUGAUGGUGAUGAUCCAGAAGAAAGUUCUGAUGGUGACGCUCCAGGAGGAAGUCCUGAUGGUGACGCUCCAGUAGAAGGCCGUGAUGGUGACACUCCAGUAGAAGGUCCUGAUGUUGACACUCCAGUAGAAGGUCCUGAUGGUGACACUCCAAUUGAAAGUCUUGAUGGUGACACUCCAGUAGAAAGUCUUGAUGGUGACACUCCAGUAGAGGGUCGUGAUGGUGACACUCCAGUAGAAAGUCUUGAUGGUGACACUCCAGUAGAAAAUCUUGAUGGUGACACUCCAGUAGAAAGUCUUGAUGGUGACACUCCAGUAGAGGGUCGUGAUGGUGACACUUCAGUAGAAAGUCUUGAUGGUGACACUCCAGUAGAAAGUCUUGAUGGUGACACUCCAGUAGAAGGUCUUGAGGGUGACACUCCAGUAGAGGGUCCUGAUGGUGACACUUCAGUAGAAGGCCUUGAUGGUGACACUCCAGUAGAAGGUCCUGAUGGUGACAUUCUAGUAGAGGGUCCUGAUGGUGACACUCCAGUAGAGGGUCCUGAUGGUGACACUCCAGUAGAAGGUCCUGAUGGUGACACUCCAAUUGAAAGUCUUGAUGGUGACACUCCAGUAGAAGGUCCUGAUGGUGACACUCCAGUAGAAAGUCUUGAUGGUGACACUCCAGUAGAGGGUCGUGAUGGUGACACUCCAGUAGAAAGUCUUGAUGGUGACACUCCAGUAGAAAAUCUUGAUGGUGACACUCCAGUAGAAAGUCUUGAUGGUGACACUCCAGUAGAGGGUCGUGAUGGUGACACUUCAGUAGAAAGUCUUGAUGGUGACACUCCAGUAGAAAGUCUUGAUGGUGACACUCCAGUAGAAGGUCUUGAGGGUGACACUCCAGUAGAGGGUCCUGAUGGUGACACUUCAGUAGAAGGCCUUGAUGGUGACACUCCAGUAGAAGGUCCUGAUGGUGACAUUCUAGUAGAGGGUCCUGAUGGUGACACUCCAGUAGAGGGUCCUGAUGGUGACACUCCAGUAGAAGGUCCUGAUCCAGGUGUUUAUUCUCCAGUGGAUGACGGUGAUGGUGACGGUGAUGGUGUCUAUUAUCAAGUAGAUAAUGGUGAUGGUAGGGUGUAUUCUCACGUAGAUGAUGGUGGUGACAGUGACCUUUAUUCUCCAACAGUGGAUGAUGAUGUUGAUGUGGAUGAGGAUGUCUAUUCUCCACUGGAUGUGGAUGACGAUGAGGGCUUCAUUGCAGUAGGUGUUGUUCCGGUAGAGGAUGAGGUUAUUACUCCAGUAGAAGAUGAGGUUAUUACUCCAGUAGAGGAUGAGGUUGUUACUCCAGUAGAGGAUGAGGUUAUUACUCCAGUAGAGGAUGAGGUUAUUACUCCAGUAGAGGAUGAGGUUGUUACUCCAGUAGAGGAUGAGGUUGUUACUACAGCAGAGGAUGAGGUUGUUACUCCAGUAGUGGAUGAGGUUGUUACUCCAGUAGAGGAUGAAGUUGUUGCUCCAGUAGAGGAAGUUUUCCCUCCAGUAAGAUAUGAUGACGAGGGUUAUGGUUCAGUAGAGGGUAGUGAUGAAGGUUAUGGUUCGGUUGAGAGUAGUGGUAGUGAUGUUGUGUUCACUCCCACUGAUGGUUCUGGUAGUGAUGACUGUUAUUCAGGUGGUGAUGAGGGCGACGUCACAACAGCGAGUGGUGAGGAGGCUUCCACACCCUCUGGAAUUAGUGGUGAUGACCGCAUCCCAGUUAGGGGUUGUGGAAAUGAAGAUUACUACACGGAGAGUGUGUCUAAUGAGAAGGUAGAUACCGUCACAGAGGCUACAAGUGGUGAAAAUAAUCUGACUCUGGUCUUUCCUGACGACGAGAGCCUCAGGAUAUCUGGAGGAUCCAGUAGUGGAGACUAUGGAGCAGAAGACGAGUACUUCCCACUGACUGACACUGCAAGUGAAGAAGUGAUUCCUGGAGGAGAGUUUAGCGAGGAAGCUUCCUCAACCCCGAGUAUUUAUGAACCAGAAGCAGUAGAUGAAGGAGGAAGGGAAGAUUAUACGGUGGAGCCUUUAAUUAUCGACACUAUGGACGAAGACGAGCCGAGUAGUGGAGUACCUGGUGAGUCAGAUGAGGUGGACGAUGGGAAUGAAACUGAUAGAAGUGUGGAUGGUGAGGAGACACCUCCAGUAUUUGGAAAAGACCAUGCGAUUCAUGAGCUUGGCGUCAGUGUAGAACCAUAUCCAACUGGUAGCCAAGAUACACUCUACGAUUAUCACGAGGCCCAGGAAAAAUAUUCAAGACCACAGGAACACGAUAUUUCAGAAAAUCUCACAAUUUAUCCUAUCGUUCCGGAAGAUCCUACGAAAUCAGUAGCAACAGAAGCGACUUCGGAGGUAGAGAGAGGGUUCUCGGUGGACCCCAGAGGAGUAGCCAACUCUACCAUCCUCUCGUCAGAGCCGCCACGACAGGUACCAGGUGCAGCCCCUGCUGAUGUAGAGCUUUCCCUACCAGAGUUUGAGGAGCCUACUGUGGGGGCGGUGAUGGAGGAGACUAACCCCAUCUUGUGGACGUGGUUCAUCAUCGCAGUGCUGGUGGCUGUCACUAUGAUCUGUAUCGUCUUCUUCUCCAUGUGGGUCUACAGCCAACGGUUAGCGCGAGUGGCGGAGCUUCGAGCAGCACUGUAUGAGGGCUACGAGCCGGCCCAGCCAGAACCUGUCAAGAAGGAGGUGGAUGUGGAGGCUGCCAAGCCCCCGCCCGCCCAGGAGGAUGCUGUCGAGGACGAGAUGACGGCCAACUUCCAGCGAAAGUAAGUGCAUGCUGCUAGCUUCUUGU